UUUUAUCAACAGUCCUAGUAGAAAUUUAUUUAUUCACUUGAAGAAUUCACAAAAUAUUUAUUAGACACAUAUUUAAAUUUCUCAGCAAAAACAAAUUAACCACUAUAAAAGAAGAAAAUAUAAAAAUACUGAAGUCUGAUAAAAUAUCUUAAAAAUAUAACCUUAAUUUUAAACUUGUAUGUUUGUUUUUCAAAGUUAAAUUAUCGAACAAUGUCUUUUCGAUUUAAUUUUUCUGGCGAUCAGGCGGUCGACAAUAAAGUUUCCGCUGAACAAGUAAUUCAUUGGCUCCCAAGUUUACAAGUUAUACCGGAUAAACAGAUAGAAGAGUUGGACAAUAUUGUAGGACAGGCUAAAAUGUUUACGUGCGGUGAAGUCGAAAUAGGUCAUGUUGUGGUGAGUGAUGCAAUUUCCAAUAUAAAUAAACAAUCUUCAGAAAUUGCUUCAAACUUUGUAAGAGAGCCAAAUAGUGAUCUUGUAACUGGGAUAUAUGAAGGUGGUUUAAAAAUAUGGGAGUGUACCAGUGAUCUUAUUCAGUAUUUAAAUGAAAAUAUACAUUCAAUUAACUUAAAUGACAAGAAUGUAUUAGACCUUGGUUGUGGUGCUGGUAUAUUGGGAAUAUAUACAUUCACAAAAGGUGCAAAUGUUACUUUUCAGGAUUAUAAUAAAGAAGUGUUAGAAUAUGUUACUAUACCCAAUGUAUUACUUAAUAUUGAAGAUGAAGAGAGAAAAGAACACAUAAAGAAAUGCACUUUUUAUUCUGGUGAUUGGGCAUCAUUCAACAACAAUCUGAUGGAAAACGUGGUUUAUGAUUUGAUACUUACUUCAGAAACUAUUUAUAAUGAAACAAAUUAUGACAAAUUAAUAGCAUUAUUUAGACAGAGAUUAUCUAUUGAAGGUUCAAUUUAUGUAGCUGCAAAAACAUGCUACUUUGGAGUAGGAGGGGGGAUUAGACAGUUUGAAAGAGCAAUUAAUAAAAGUAAUAUAUUUCAAUGUGUAACAGCAUGGAAGAAUACAGAUGGCAUUCAAAGAGAAAUAUUAAAAAUAACCAGAAAAUGACAGUUUUUAUUUUAUAAAAUAAAUUAAUACUAUGGAAGACUGUAUGAUUUCAAAUUUACAGUACAUAUUCUAUAAAAAUAAGUGCAAAUUUUAAGGUGAAAGUCUUUCAUAAACCCAUCCGUCUUCACCUUCAUGCAAUAACUUGCCAUCAAUGGUGUCUCCCUCUGCAGAUUGUCGAAAUUUAAUUCUAUCAUGCAAGCGAUCACGCUGGCCUUGCCAAAAUUCAACUGCUUUUGGUCUAAUAAUAUAUCCGCCCCUUAAACAACAAUAAAUGCUUAUCAUAAAUAGGAACUUUUCCAAAAUGAAACCUGAGAAAGUCAGUGUAAUAAUAUUUAUGAAAUUGUGAUGUAACUAUGAGAAAAAUUCAUUUAGUCCUAAAUAGUGAUGCUCUCAAACAUCUAUUAAUAAACCAGAAUAUCUCACAAAUUCAUCUCUUUUUUUUAAGGUCUUACCAGUGCUUAGGUCUCGGUAUUUCUUUGCCAGGAAUCAUGUACUCUGCUUCCAAUACUGAUUCACGAUCACAUAAUACAUCUCUGGAUUCAAUUGGCAUACUUUGGUGACUAACACAAGCAGCUAUCUGACUUGGAACUGGACGGGAAUGGAAGUAUGUAGUACACUCUUCAUCGGUUAGUUUUUCAACACAACCCUCAAUUCUUACUGAUCGGUUCAACACUUCCCAGUAAAAUGUUGCUGCAACAUUUGGAUUCUCGCACUGCAAAAAGUAGGAACUUAAAAAGUAAUUAAAGUGUAACUGGUUAAAAUUAAUUAAAGUGUAACUGUCAAAACCAUGCAACAAUAUUCUGUUUAACCAUAUUUUGCAAUAGUUAAUUUACUUUAAAUCAUAAGGAGGUUAUUUAAUGAUUACAUAAAAAAUAAGAUUUUUUAUAAUAUAAUCUAAGCAGCAAACCACAACUGUGAUUGAUUUACUGUCAUUAACCUAAUCCAAACCGGAAAUCUGACACAAUAUCCUUAGAAUAGGUUUAUUACAUUACAUACUCCCAUAUUAU
Diatraea saccharalis (sugarcane borer) is the source of this 2063-nucleotide messenger RNA. The record is from the annotation of a GenBank genome assembly. Lineage: Eukaryota; Metazoa; Arthropoda; Insecta; Lepidoptera; Crambidae.